Molecule: messenger RNA, 798 nt
Organism: Papaver somniferum (opium poppy)
Lineage: Eukaryota; Viridiplantae; Streptophyta; Magnoliopsida; Ranunculales; Papaveraceae
Product: S-norcoclaurine synthase 2-like
Exons: 2
Coding region: 23-607 (194 amino acids)
Biological process (GO): abscisic acid-activated signaling pathway; defense response
Cellular component (GO): nucleus; cytoplasm
Molecular function (GO): protein phosphatase inhibitor activity; signaling receptor activity; abscisic acid binding
Source: RefSeq, a predicted model, not a curated record
UAUAGUACAAAUUCAAGGAAAAAUGAGGUAUGAGCUUAUCAACGAAUUCGACGUGAACGCAUCAGCAGACGAUGUAUGGGAAGUUUAUAGCUCUCCGAAUCUUCCUAAACUAAUUGUCGAUUUACUUCCAGGUAUGUUUGAGAGGAUAGAUUAUGUGGAAGGAAAUGGUGGUUUAGGUACUGUUCUUCGCCUUGUAUAUCCUCCAGGAACUGUUCCGCGAACUUACAAGGAGAAGUUUGUGACGAUAGAUAAGAGCAGACGUUUGAAAGAAGUGCAACAGAUGGAAGGAGGAUACUUAGACAUGGGAGUAUCAUUCUACAUGGAUAGUUUCGAGAUCAUUGAGCAAGUCGGUUGUAAUUCAUGCACAAUCAAAUCGACUACCAAAUAUGAAAUCAACGACGAUGAACUUGCUAAGAAAGUUUCCCCUCUUAUCAGUGUUGAUUCACUUGUUAAUAUGGCUAGAGGCAUCUCCAAAUAUGUUCUUAAGAAACAGAACAGUCGUUCUAGCCAUAAACAUGACCCUAAGAAAAAAGUGCAUGAACAUGGGCAUCCCAGUGCCGAUGAGGACAAACAUGUACAUGGGCGUGACCGUUCAUUCCAUCGUUAAAACGAUUUUAUCAUUCGUAUAUCAGGUGAUUUGAACCUGCAGCAUGAGGGCAUUAUGGCUCCAAUCUAAACCUUUGAUUAUUGCAAGGUUAUAUAUGUUGUGCAUACACACACUAUCUGCGCUUGUAUUGUAUUAUGUAUGUAUGAAGUAAUAAUAAUAAAUAAUAAAAUGAAUGAAUGUCAGUUUGUUUU